AUGGAUAGCGGUGGAAUCAGGAAAAGAAAAGAUACGAAAGAUAACAGCAUAAAUUUUCAAGGGAGAAAUAAUAUAUUUAUUAAAGAGUCUGCAAGAUAUGGCAACAGCUGUACUAAUAAUGGUUUUACAAAAGGACAGAAUGAAAAUUGGAAUGUUCAAAACGGCAUAGAAGGAUUGUCCACAAAUGGUAGAUCAAAUGUUAAAAGGGAUUCUUCAUGUAAUAGUUCUAAGUCAGGGAAAAAGAAGUCGAUUGGAAUUUUUAAUAGUUCAAAUAUUAGUGUUAUAUCAAAUAACUGUGUGAAAUCAUUUAACAAUAUGCUGAACAAUAUAAAUUACAAUAUUAGUAGUUCUACAAGUAGUAGCAGCAAUAACAACAGUGGUAAUAAUAAUAAAUCAAGCUUUUCAUCAAAUAAUGCUUUUUAUGAAAAUCAAAUUGUGAAUUUGAAUUUUGCUAAAAGCUUAAAUUACUUGAGUAAUGUAAAAAAUUCAGUGCAAAAAUUUAGCUUAGAAAAUAGUACUUUAGGAAUAGGAAACUUUAAUUUCUUUAGCAAUCAUGAAAAUAAUGCAUUCAUGAAAAAUGAAAAUAAGGAUACUCAGAGUUAUUACAAUAACAAAAAUAAUAAUAACAAAAAAGGUGCUUCAGGUAACAGUUAUUCAAAUAAUAAUAGCGUUAAUAAUACGAAGCUGCAAAAUACCCGGAACGUUAUUAAUAGUCAAAAUUUAGAAAGUUUUUUGAAUAAUAAAGAGAUAUUAAAUGAAAAUUAUAGUAUAACUGGAUUUGGCAAUGGUUACACGAAUGAAAUAAAUAAUUUAAGGAAUAUAACAAACGAUGAAACAUAUUGUUCUUGUCUUGAUAAUUUAUUAAGAAAUCAUGGAAACAUUGAUUCAGAUGAAAUGUUAAAAUAUAAUGACAGAAAUAUAAACUGUUUAAAUGAUAUUAUAUUUUUAGAUGUGUACAGAGCAUAUAAUGUGUUAACAUAUAUGCAAGAGAAAAUUAAUAUAAUCAUUUAUACUAUUAAAUUUAUUGGGAAAAAGUUGAAACGGAAACAUGUACCUGAAGAAGUAGUUAUAUCAUUAGAAUUUCUAAAUUUCUGUGUUAAAAAUUUAGGUUUAUUUUUUAUUAGAUUUAUUGACGAAAGUUUUAUGAAAAAAAUAGCAGCUUUAUUAAAAACAACAACAUUAAAAAAAUCACUUACGAAAGAUGUGAAAUCAAAAUUAUCCAAAUUCCUUAUUGUUCCUAUAAUUCAUCCAGGAGUAGCAACUGAUCCUAGACUUCAUUUUAUAAAAAGAAAAAUUCUGUUCAUGCUUCAAUUAUGGCAUGAUUCAUUUAUACUUCAUCAACAUAUAGCAACUGCUGUUUUUGAAGAAUAUAAAUCAUUAAAAGAGAAAGGCAUAACAUUCCCUAUUAUAAAUAAAACUGAGAAAUUUUUUGUGAAAAACGCAGAAACAUCUCCAUCUUUUUCAGACGAUAAUAUAUUACAUGCUUUACCUUUAAGCUUGUCACAAAUAAACAAUAUUAUGAAAAGUCUGAAAGAAAUUAAGUACAUGUAUAAUGAUGAAGAAAAGUCGAAAUGCAUUAAUAUCGUAGCAAGAUAUAAAGAUCAAGUCUUGAAGAGUAUUAAUAAGUUGUCCGAUUACAAGGGAAACAUAAAUAUUUCUGUUACGUUAAAUUCUUUGCUUUAUAUCAACGAUCAGUUAUGUAUUUUUGAGAAGUUAGAAAAGGAGAAGGAAAAUGAAAGAGCUAAUCAAAACGAUGUAAUCGCAAGGGAAAGGAAAAAUAGUGAAGAUGAAAAAGAAAAAAAAAAAAAAAAGAAAAAUAAAAACAAAAAAAAAGAAAAUAAAGAUUUAUCUAAUAUAAAUGAAAUAAUUUUUAAUAAAUAUGAUCCAUGGAAUACCGAAAAUAAGGUGGAUAAAAAUGAUGGACCAGAUAAAAUAUUUUUUAAUGAAGAAGAAAACAGUUUUAAUAAUAAUACGAAUACUCGUAUGCAAAAACUAAUGGAUACUUUAUUUGAUGACAAAAGGGCAGCUCUAUGUAAUAAUGAAAAUAUAUUUUCUUUUUUUAGUGAAGAAACUGAAAAAAAGGAAGUGGACGAUACAUCACCUAAACAAAAAAAUGAUAUUGAAGACAAAUAUAGCGUAUUUAACGAAUUAAACUUUAAUAAUGAUAAAUCUUUCAGUAAUAUUCAUAAUAUUAGUAAUAAUUCACAUUUGCAAUUAUUUAACCAGAAUGGAAUUGAUAACAGUACUCUAAGUGAAGCAGUAAUUGAGGCUUCUCCUGCUUCUUUAGGACAGACACAAAAUGAGGACACAUCAUAUUGUGGAAGUUCUAAUAAUAUCAAUUGUAGGAACAAUUUAAAUAAUGAAAAAUGGAAAGAAAAUUUUUCAGCCUUAGGAGAAGUUAGCAAAAACAGUUUUGAUAAUAUUAAUAUGAUGAAUUGUCUGAAUCCUUCAAAUUAUGACCUCUCAGCUUUACAUAUGGCUGGAAGAGAAAUAGUGACAUCUGCAAAUAAAACACGUUUCAAACAUGUAGAUAUAAUAUUUAAUGAAGCCAAUCAAAAAAAUGCACAUUUCGACAUAAACAAUAACAAUUUUAACUUAUCAGAAAUUGAAAAUUACAAGGGUCAGAAGUUUAAUGGAAAUAAUGAAAGAAACAGCGAUAUAAAGGAAGAUCCUUCAUCGUAUAAUUCUGAUGCAAUUUCUAAUUAUUUACAAAAAGAUACACAAGUUAAUAAUAUAAUUACAGACACAAGUAUGUUUAAUGCAGAAAUAUCAGUCCAAGGAAAAAACAUAACUAAUAAAUUAAAUAACAGUGCUCCAUUUAAUAUAAGUGAUAAUAAUAAUAACAUUCAUCCAUAUGAGAGUAGUGAAUUUCAUUACAGUUACUCUAAUUACAGGAACAGUUCAUGUACGAAGAAUGAGCAGCAGAGGAAGUUGCAGAAUAAUUCACAGAAUAAUUCACAGAAUAAUUCACAGAACAAUUCUCAAAUUAAUUCUCAAAACAUUUUGCAAAACAACUUACAGAGUAAUACUGCCUAUGAGCAGCAAUUUUCCACUGACAAUGUGAACGAAAAAAAUUAUGAUCAUUUAUUUGAUACGUUUGAUUUCAGCACGGAGAACAAUACGUUUAAUCAAGUAAAUACAGAUAACAAGAAAGGCACUAAUUUGGAAAACUCAGUAAAUACUUAUGCGAGUAAUGAAAGUACUAUUAAUGUUUCCUUUAUUGAGGAAAAGAAUAGUACUUAUUCUUGCGAAAAACGUGAGGAAGACUCUCAAAACUGCGAAAUUUUAGAACAAAAUAAUGUAAAUGUAAACGUAAAUACGAAUAACACUGCAGAACCAGUUCCUCAUUGCAAAGAUUAUUCAUCAGAAAAUAAAACCAUUAAUCGAAACUCAGAUAACAUGUGUGAAUUUGGCAAAGAAAAGGAAGGGUCGAAUGAUUCAGUUGAAAAUAAUGAUAAAAAAAAGUAUGAUAUAAUAGAAGACCAAACGAAUAAGAAAAGUAUACAUAAGAUAUAUAAUCGCAAUUACGUAAAUAAUAAUAUUGAAAAUAAUUCCAAUUAUGUCAAAACGUUGACAAUUAAAUUGGAUGAAUUGAAUUACAAGGCUAAUCUUUUUUCGAGUGAACAGAAAUGUAAUAUUACAGAGGAGAAUAAUAUACCAUCAUCUGACGAGGAAAAAAGUUUAAAAAAUGGUAGUCAUAAACGGAAUAUUGAUAAGGACAACGACAUACAGAAUUCCCCUAGGAUUCAAGAAAGAAAUAGUGAUAAUGAUUAUAAUGGUAAUAAUAAUGAUAAUAAACAUGAAGACCAGAAUAGUAGUAAUUCUGAUUCUAAUGAUAUAAAUUUUGAUGAAAUCGACGAAAUAACUAAAGCUAUAGAUGAUUUAAAUGAUAAUUUUGAAAAUAUGAAUAUAUAUAAAUAUGAUAAUUAA
This is a messenger RNA of Plasmodium malariae, 3930 nucleotides long. Its product is annotated as conserved Plasmodium protein, unknown function. Gene Ontology annotation, biological process: chromatin remodeling; positive regulation of transcription by RNA polymerase II. Gene Ontology annotation, molecular function: histone H3 acetyltransferase activity; ubiquitin binding; phosphatidylinositol binding. The coding region runs from base 1 to 3930 and encodes 1309 amino acids. The transcript has a single exon. Gene Ontology annotation, cellular component: histone acetyltransferase complex. The record is from RefSeq and is a predicted model, not a curated record. Lineage: Eukaryota; Apicomplexa; Aconoidasida; Haemosporida; Plasmodiidae.